AUGCCGGCCAAAUCUCAGCCCGAUGCGCUGGACCCACCACAACUCCUUCACACAAAUGGCUUUCAACAUAAAUGGAGCAUAAGCGGGCAGCUGGAAGAGAUUCACUUUCUGUUCGUCAGUCCUCACAAUCGAGUAGUCAUACAUGCUGAUUUUUGCUACAGUGCGCACGUUGCAGGGCGAAGAAGCUUAAGAUAUUUGUCGAAUGUAGAGCAGCGUUCAGCGAAAUUAGAGAAUCUGCUCUCGCAGCUCUUGCCCGGCAUCACUAUCGAUGAUGUGCUUUCGUCGCCAGAGCUGGCCAAGGCUACUUUGCCUCCUGGCGGACCUUCGUCAGCCGCACCGCCCUCGUCCACUCCAAACCUAGAGGAUGACGUUCGUGCGCAAACAUCCGAGGCAGCUCUCCCUGAAGCUGUUCCAAGUAACGCAGAUGGUUUCAAUUGGCAGGAAGAGAACGUGAACGUAGACGGAUUGACGGAUGGCAUGGCCGCCCUCUCGGUAGAGCCAACUGGUGUAGGCUAUCUUGUCCCAAGCCCUAGGGAUGCCCCAGCCAACGCCGAGACCGAUUGUCUUCAAUGGUGCUCUGGCAUCAUCGCAAAUUUCCCAUGCCGCACUGGCCACACAGUUGUCUUCGACACUCAUCGACGCGUACUUUCAUGA
Molecule: messenger RNA, 654 nt
Organism: Parastagonospora nodorum SN15
Lineage: Eukaryota; Fungi; Ascomycota; Dothideomycetes; Pleosporales; Phaeosphaeriaceae
Exons: 3
Coding region: 1-654 (217 amino acids)
Source: RefSeq, a predicted model, not a curated record